This is a messenger RNA of Zeugodacus cucurbitae (melon fly), 725 nucleotides long. RefSeq names its product protein lethal(2)k10201. The transcript has a single exon. Bases 1 to 588 code for a protein of 195 amino acids. The record is from RefSeq and is a predicted model, not a curated record. NCBI's taxonomy places the organism in Eukaryota, Metazoa, Arthropoda, Insecta, Diptera, Tephritidae.
AUGUUGUCAGUUGCAGAGAUAAUAAAUUUAUUAAAUAUUAUUCCAGUUGGUUACAAACGACCGGAAGAUAACUGUUUUAGUGCCGGCAAUCAAAUGUACAUACCAGAAUACAAAAAACUUGGAGUCAUAACGGUGGCAAACGAAUUGCAGGAUGAUUUGCCUGUACCAGACGAAAAUGAUUUAUUUUGUGAUGUUCCUGGGUGUCAACUUGCUUUCGAAGACACCGCCUCUUACCAGGCUCAUUUUUACAAUAUGCAUCGAUAUUUGUGUUCUGUUUGCCGCCGUUGUCUGCCUACAGCACAUUUGCUGGGUUUGCAUAUUUUAGAAUAUCAUGACUCCUAUUUUACUAUUCGCGCACAACGUGGAGAGGCUAUGUAUUUAUGUUUCUUGGGAGAAUGUAAAGAGAAAAUGCUAACCCAAAAGCAACGUAGAGAUCACUGCAUCAGCAAACACAAAUUUCCAGCUAAUUAUAGAUUUGAACAAUUGUGCGGCAAACCGUUUAAAAGACAUAAAAAAAAAACAUCUAAAAGUCUUGAGGCAAGAGAGACUAUCGAUGUCAUGGAGGUGGUUGACAACUUGAACAAAUAAGCUUCCGUUGGACAUCCAAAAUUAAAACAUAUCUGCCACCAAGGGUGUACAGAAGACCCAACGGUAAUUUACAAUUGACUCAUUUAUUUUGUGUUUAAAUUUUUAUUUUAAUAAAUAUAAUGGAAUUGUUUGUUUAA